CAGCGGCGGGGGCGGCGCGGCCCGAGCGGGGCCCGAGCGGGGCCGUGUCUGCGGGGCCCCCCGCCCGUCCCGGGGCCAUGGAGCCGGUCCCCGCGCGGCGGUGGCAGAAGGUGUUGUACGAGCGACAGCCCUUCCCCGAUAACUACGUGGACCAGCGGUUCCUGGAGGAGCUGCGGAAGAACGUGCACGCCCGGCAGUACCGCUACUGGGCCGUCGUCUUCCAGUCGGGAGCGGUGGUGCAGCAGCUGUGCAGCGUCUGCGUCUUCGUGCUCACAUGGUGGUACAUGGACGCCGGGAUGCUGAGCCCGCAGGGGCUCUUUGGGGCGGCCCUGGUGUCCUCGCUGCUCGGCUACGUCCUGUUCGACGCCGUGGACGGCGGGGCUGGGCGGUGGGAGAGCGGGCGGACGCGCUGGGCUGACCUCAAGAGCACGCUGGUGUUCGCCGCCUUCACCUACGGCUUCUCGCCCGUGCUGAAGACACUGACCGAGUCCAUCAGCACGGACACCAUCUACGCCAUGUCGGCCCUCAUGCUCCUGGGCCACCUCAUCUUCUUUGACUAUGGUGCCAACGCUGCCAUCGUGUCCAGCACGCUGUCCCUCAACAUGGCCAUCUUCGCCUCGGUGUGCCUGGCCUCGCGCCUUCCCCGCGCCCUCCACGCCUUCGUCAUGGUCACCUUUGCCAUGCAGAUCUUUGCCCUCUGGCCCAUGCUGCAGAAGAAGCUGAAGGCCCGGACGCCCCAGUGCUACGUGGGGGUGACGGUGCUGUUCGCGCUGGCGGCGCUGGCAGGACUGGCCACCAUCUCCAGCGUGGGUGCUGUGCUCUUUGCCUCACUGCUGCUCACCAUCUCCUGCCUCUGCCCCUACUGCCUCAUCCGCCUCCAGCUGCUCAAGGACAACAUCCACGGGCCGUGGGAUGAGGCUGAAAUCAAGGAGGACCUCUCCAGGUUCCUCAUGUAGGCCUGGCCUGGAGGGACCCUCUGCUGUGAGCAGUACAAAGGUCCUUGCUGGGGGACAGCCAUGGGCAGGAGAACAUCUGACCCAAUAAAGCCUCACACAGCAGCAA
Pipra filicauda (Wire-tailed manakin) is the source of this 1062-nucleotide messenger RNA. RefSeq names its product phosphatidylinositol glycan anchor biosynthesis class C (gene PIGC). The coding region runs from base 78 to 956 and encodes 292 amino acids. Gene Ontology annotation, cellular component: membrane; glycosylphosphatidylinositol-N-acetylglucosaminyltransferase (GPI-GnT) complex. Gene Ontology annotation, biological process: GPI anchor biosynthetic process. The record is from RefSeq and is a predicted model, not a curated record. Lineage: Eukaryota; Metazoa; Chordata; Aves; Passeriformes; Pipridae. The transcript has a single exon.